Mollisia scopiformis is the source of this 1432-nucleotide messenger RNA. RefSeq names its product DmpA/ArgJ-like protein. The record is from RefSeq and is a predicted model, not a curated record. Bases 243 to 1424 code for a protein of 393 amino acids. The transcript is spliced from 4 exons. Gene Ontology annotation, molecular function: aminopeptidase activity. NCBI's taxonomy places the organism in Eukaryota, Fungi, Ascomycota, Leotiomycetes, Helotiales, Mollisiaceae.
CAUUAUCCAAGUAUUCGCACUUCGAGUACGAUGAUAAGUGCGAGCUGACUCGAAUUCUGCUGUUUGUGUCUGAGUCACUUCUGCUUUGGGCAGGUGGGAUGCUUUUAGCUUCACAAGAUUGAACAUUUACCCCGCUCACGUGUUUGGGGUUGUGUUGAUAUAAAUAGAAGUACUUGCAAAGUUGUCGUGCUUUUUGAGGUAUCGAUAACAGUUUUAUUCUAUUUCAAUUUGAUAUAUUCACAAUGGCACGUAUCACGACUCGCGAUUUGGGGUAUAGUCCUGGACAACUUGAAGCUGGGCCUAAGAAUUCUAUUCUUGAUAUCAAAGGGGUUCAUGUCGGUCAAGUGACUGUGGGAAAAGACGGGGACGAUGUCUGCAAUGGUGUUACUAUCAUUCUCCCUCGCGAUCCUUCGGAGAUCCACAUCCCAUGUUAUGCAGGAAUGCACACCUUGAACGGCAACGGCGAGGUUACUGGCUCGUACCAGGUCAAGGACUGGGGAUAUACUAGCAGUCCUCUCGCUUUGACGAAUUCCUGUAGUCUUGGCAUCACCUUUCACGCAAUCUGGCAAUGGACCUUGGCUCAAGCCCGUAAGAAUGGCACCUCGUCGGAGGCACUCAAUCAUAAUUAUGCUACUCCAGUUGUGGGCGAGACAUCGGAUUGGUGGUUGAAUGAUGCCCACCAAACCGCUCUCGAGGAGAAACACAUCCAUGAAGCCUUCGCCAAUGCACUGACCCAGACAGAAGUCCAAGAAGGUCAGCGUGGAGGUGGUGCCGGAAUGACUUGCCAUUUCUUUCCUGGCGGGACAGGCACUUCGUCAAGAAUUGUGAGGGGUCAUGGUGAAAAGAAGUAUACUGUGGGUGUCAUUUGUCAGUCGAAUUAUGGGCACUUGCCCGAUUUGCAGAUUGGCGGGGUGCCGAUUGGAAAAUUGAUCUUCAAAGAGAGGGGGAGUCCUGUUCAUCAGCCGGAGAAGACGCAAGCUCAGCUUACGAGUGGAGGCGGGAAGGCUGAUGAGGGAAGUAUUGUCAUAUAUCUCAUUACCGAUGCACCUGUUCUUCCCCAUCAGUUGAAUCGCAUGGCUAGACAUUGUGCGGUGGGACUUGCCCAAGUUGGCGGUCAUGGUGUGGGACGAAAUCACUCUGGCGAUAUCAUCAUGUGUCUUUCUACUGCCAAUAAGCCGGACGAGAGAGUAUCGACCCCGCAGGUCAAUAUGAUUGGUCCGAUUGAGAAGAAUCAGAUCGAGAUCAUCAAGAAUGAGAGUAUCGAUGCCAUGUUCAGAGCAGCUUCUGAAGCCACGGAAGAGGCGAUCUUGAACUCCAUCAUUGCAGGUAGAGAUGGGAGAACGGGGUUCGAGGGCAUUCAUUUCGAUGGGUUCCCAGUCGAUUUUGUGAAAGAGUUGUUGAAGAUGUAUCGUGUAGAUGUCUAAAAGUGGCG